AUGAGAUUUGCUAGCCCCGAUGAAGUGCGGACGAUCGUCCGCGAGGAUCUAGGCUUCUAUCAUUCUGUUCUCGUCGGUGGUAUUUACGAGUUCGAGGAUGCGACAUAUGGCUUCAUCAGAUCUUUGCUCUUUGUUUGGCCGCUGAGAUACUGCAUCGACAGACAUGCUGCCUUGGCAGUCGUUGUCAAAGACAGGCACACGGAAAAAGCAUUCUACAAGCGGGCGCCCACGAUGGACCUGACCAGCCACAUUCAGAUUGUCCUAGGCGAGGACGAGGCCGUGGAUAAAUUAGCCAUUGUCUCAUUACGUUUGUCUUCUCGCACGCUGCUCGAAGCGUUGCACAAGCCCGUCGAAGCCGAGCAGACAAAGUCCACGUUGCGCAUCGCACCAGACCGGGAGCUGGACCUCCCGUUUGACACAUCAGAACGAUUUUCCAUAUCGUGGGGCUACCUCAUAGCACCGCUUCUAGGCGCCAUUCUUCCAAAAUGGCUCGGUACACUGUGUAGUCUCAAGGCGGGUGUGGCCAGGAACGACGCGGGCACAUGGACUGGUCCUCCGAUGUCUAUCGAUCCCAGCGACCCUGCUGCCACCCGGAUCCAGCUGCUCGAGAUCGGCAGCGCGGAUGUAGAGAAGGUACUCCGCGUUGCUCGAAAGUACGGCGCCAAGCUCGCGGCCGUCAUGCACCAGCUGAUCAUCCAGGCUCUCGACAAGGUGGUGCCAGACUCAAGGUCACCAACUGGCUGUCGCACACGGCCGUUAAUAUGCGGCCUGAAAUUGGGAGCUUCAGAUGAUGAGAUGGGCCUCUUUGUCACCGGCUGCUUCCAGUCGCACCCACGCUUGGCUCUGGGCGCAACCAUCACGGAAAACCAGCCCAUAGGGCUUCUGUGCCAUGUGCCCAACAUGCGGAAGUGGACGGCAGGAUUGAUCGGACAGCCGCGUGAUGGCUCCUACGACGUCAGCAAUUUGGGCGCGUUCUCGGACGUACAGAGCGGCUCCCAGAGACCAUCAGUCCGGCGCUUAUCUUGCGUCAAGUUGACGGCGCCAGAUGACAGUGAUGCAGACGACGAGGCUGGCGGGUCGCUGGAGACAGAGACAGCAUACGUGGUCACCUUUCUGCUAGCCAUCCGCUCGCUUGGCUACGGCUCUGCUACCAAGGUGGCCAUCAAAUUUAAGCGUGCCUGGUGGAUCCACGAUCUGGGUAAGUACAGCAUCAAGUUUGGCGGGUUUAGCUACUCCGAUAUGAACAUGCGCACGUGCGUGUACCCGUCCUACAACAUCUGUGACGACAAAAUUAAGACGGCCGUGCUACUCUGCUCCUACAGCUGGCAACAGGAUGCACAGCGCCUGGCGGCGCUUGUCUCCAGCAGCAAGGACCACGCGGAAAAGGUCCACGCUGAGGCCGAGCUCAAGGAAGUGCUCAUCCGCGAGCUCGUCUACCUGCACAUAACGAUGGUAUGGACGACAAAGCGCUUUACCGGCUCAUGA
Messenger RNA from Grosmannia clavigera kw1407, 1485 nucleotides. RefSeq names its product L-amino acid oxidase. Bases 1 to 1485 code for a protein of 494 amino acids. The transcript has 6 exons. Lineage: Eukaryota; Fungi; Ascomycota; Sordariomycetes; Ophiostomatales; Ophiostomataceae. Gene Ontology annotation, molecular function: N-acetyltransferase activity; oxidoreductase activity. The record is from RefSeq and is a predicted model, not a curated record.